Molecule: messenger RNA, 255 nt
Organism: Clunio marinus
Lineage: Eukaryota; Metazoa; Arthropoda; Insecta; Diptera; Chironomidae
Source: the annotation of a GenBank genome assembly
AUGCCUCGUGAUCACUCAAGAAGUGUUCAAAUCUGUUCAAAGGUGCAUGUGAAAAUGCUAGAAGGAAGUUCAUCAAAAGAAAGAGACUGGCAGGAAUUCAUAAUGAGACAUUACCAGGUCAAAAUUGGAAAUUUCUCCAAUUCACAUAAGAUCGGGAAUUCAACAAGCGCAAUAUUAAUGCCAAUAAAGAACUUUUUUAACGCAGGAAAUAUCAAGGCGGGGGAUAAUCCCCAAGCGAUCAAUGUUACUAAGUAG